Messenger RNA from Seminavis robusta, 5162 nucleotides. NCBI's taxonomy places the organism in Eukaryota, Bacillariophyta, Bacillariophyceae, Naviculales, Naviculaceae. The record is from the annotation of a GenBank genome assembly.
ACUAUGCCUGGCGGCUGGCCCAUGCAGGCUUCAAUCCAUCACUUCCCCACUCACAAAAAACCGUGUACCAGGUAAAACUAAAACCAAACCAACAGCCGCCUUCCAGUUGCAAAAACCCCAAAAGAACCACAAAUUACCACUGCACACAAGCGCAGACAACACAAAAUCAGUUACAACAAUCUUCACUGCUCUAGUAGAACCAUGCCCUCUUUGGCAAGCACCACAACCCCAUUGGACAGCACCCAAGAAUCCCCUAGUCCUGAAGAUGGUUCGGUGUUUCUGGAUGAGAGCACUCACCAUGCGAGUGUGAACAGUAAGGUGGAUCCCAACAAACAAGUGCAAGAAGUGAUUGGAAAGAAGGAAGACAAGGCGGUUUUUUGCCUUCGCUUGGUGGUUCUCUUGGUGUUGCUGGGUGCCGCUGUGGGUGUUUCGGCAUCCGUAUACAAAUACUUGGAUAAGAGUGAAAAGACUGCCUUUGAAAACCAGUUUGACUCGGAUGCUGCCAAGGUCAUGGAAGAAACGGGCAAGACGUUGGACAACACUUUGGGGCCGGCAGAUGCUCUCGUGGUCAAUCUGGUGGCCCACUCUCGGACACUCCCCAAGAGACUGCCCAACCAAACAACGGCCUUUCCCUUUGUCACUCUGCCUUCGUUUGGUCUGCAAGCUACCAAGAUGCUGCGCAAUUCCAAAGGUUUUAACCUGAAAAUGGCGCCCAAAUUGGAGCAGGAACAAGUCCCUGAAUGGAGGAAAUUUGUCAAUGAGACCUACAAGACGUGGAUUGAGGAAGGUUUGGCCGUGGCUGAGAAGGAUCCUGAUUACGACGGGUUGAUUUACAGAGGGUACAAUAACAGGACGUGUCCCGACUUGUUUACCUGGGGAGGACAAGUGGUCGACCUGCCACGUCCGGAUAUGGGCUAUUAUCUUCCAAUGGCAUUGGAAUAUCCCGUUGUGACAGGGGCGGGACGUGGAGCUGGAUGUCCUUACAAUUUUGAUUUGGCACGAUCCUCCAUGCUCAUGCCGCAGGUCAUCAACAUGAUGAAGACACAACGCAAGGCAGCCAUGGGACCAUUCCUCAAUGUCAAUUUCAAUCGAUCCGAUCCUGCCCAAGAGCAACAAUACCUAGGACUUAUUGCCUUUUACCGGACAUCGCUUCCCAAAGAAGAGGAUCCAACAGAACCCAUUAGCGUCAUUAUGCUGCCCAUCUUCGAUGCUGUCGAUACUGUCUAUCUCAAUGACAGCAGUCAUGCCAGUCCUCAGGAUUUUGUGGGUUACCUGGGAGUCGAUAUUCAAUUCAAAGCAUGGAUUCGAAACAUUUUGCCCGAAAAUUCCAACGGGAUUAUUGUGGUUGUUGAACAAUCCUGUGAAGCUGCCGUCCCAUUCACGUAUCGCAUUGAUGGUGCGCAAACCACCUACCUUGGGACGGGCGAUCACCACGAUCCCAAAUACGACAACAUGGUCCGUUCAGUGGUACUCCAGGCGUUGACAGAUCCAACCUUGUUUGACCGUGGCUCCUCCUAUACCGGAGUCCCAUUAUCUACAGACUUUUGUACCCAUACCAUCAAAAUCUAUCCCUCACAGGACAUGGAAGACAAUCACCGCACCAACACACCCCUCUAUCUGACCGUUGUUGCUGCAGGCAUCUUUGUCUUUACGUCGCUCGUCUUUGUCUUCUAUGAUUUCCUUGUGGAAAGACGCCAAAGAAAAGUCAUGAACCGUGCAUUGGCGUCCGGUGCCAUUGUUUCUAGCCUGUUCCCGCAGGAAGUGGCCCAAAAGCUGUAUGAAGACAACAAGGCCAAGUUUCAAAAGGAAGAGCAACAGCGAAACUUCAAGAGUGGUGAAGUACCACAGGAAGGACCGCAUCCAUUGGCCAAGGACACGAAUCAAAUUGCCCAGCUUCAUCCAGAAUGCACUGUCUUUUUUGCUGAUCUUGCUGGCUUUACGGCUUGGAGUGCCAAACGACAGCCCACCGAAGUGUUUCAACUACUAGAGACACUCUAUGGGGAGUUUGACAAGAUUGCGGACCGACGUCGAGUGUUCAAAAUUGAAACAAUCGGAGACUGUUAUGUAGCGAUCACGGGCUGCCCCAAACCACAAAAGGAUCAUGCUGUGAUCAUGUGCCGAUUUGCUCGAGACUGCAUGAACCGAAUGAGUGAAGUCACUGCCGAACUCUCUGACAGCCUUGGAGUAGAGACGGCAACUCUGGGCUUUCGAGUUGGCUUGCACAGUGGGCCUGUCACCGCAGGAGUGUUGAGGGGCCAAAAAGCUCGCUUCCAACUCUUUGGAGAUACAGUCAAUACUGCUGCCCGGAUGGAAAGCAAUGGUGUCAAGGGGAAAAUUCAUGUGUCCCAGUCUACAGCAGACUCUUUGAUUGCCCAGAAUAAGGGUGACUGGCUUUUGGAGCGGCAAGACAAGAUUACAGCCAAGGGGAAGGGUGUCAUGACAACCUACUUUGUGACUCCCAGGUCUGCUGGCCACCUCGCUGAAAGUGUCGUUUCCCAUCGUGAUGGAUUUGGACAUGUUGGAGAGGAAGGGGAGAAUAUGAAGGGAAAGCCAGAACAGUAUGUCAAUGUGAUGGAGGUCUAGAUUAUUAGAGUCACAUCGCGUGCAGGAUGAGGCUUCUCCAUGCUAAGCACAAUUCCAUUUCCAAUGCCUCCAAAGCAUCCAAGAAAUCAUUGGUAGCUUCCACAGCUACCACAGUGCACAACACCAGGGACAUCCGUACGAGCGGAGUCUGACAGCCCCAACGCGAUCUCUUGGGGUUGGCAAGGACUUGCGCAGGAGCCUGGGAGUGGGGUGCCACACUGCGCAGUAGAGUCUCAUCUUGGAACGCUGGGGCCAGGAGCAACCCGGAUUGUCUCACAGCGAGCGAACGGUUGGAGGAUACUGUCAAUCUGGCUGGCCUUGGGCCAAGCCGAACAAUGCAAUUCUGCAAAAGUCGAAACAGCCAAAAUAUGGUGCCGGUGGCCAGCUAGCUAGUAGUCUAAGAGAGGGAUCUUGCCUCUAUUACAUUAUCCCUCAAUCCAGUAAAACUAUGUACUAUGCACUGACCCGGUACUUUGAACAGCUCCCGAAACCUAACAAUCCAGUCACCAGUACCCCGUUUUCCGCUACUUUGAGCCCGCUCUGUGUGCGAUGCUGUGCUCGUCGGGAAUUCUUCCAAAUCCCAAAGCAAGUCUUUUUGUAUGUAUAUAUCUGGCUGAGAGAUCGACCUUCUCACGCCCCCUAACGCCCUGUCAUGCCCGCCCUAACUCGGGUCCUCUCGUGAAUUGUCGUCGUCGUCGUCGUCACCGUCAUCCUCCAACGUAUCCGUCAGAAGCCAUGUGUGCUGAAAGAUUUCCAAAAUGCGCUCUUUGCGGUCCUCGUAGAGUCUUUGGACGAGAGAUUCGCACAAGGAACGUCGUUCUCGAAGACUCUGUUCGCUGGGAACGUCUGCGGGUAUGGUCCAGGUUCUUCGGAGGGACGAUUCCUGAUGAUGCGGCAAAAGGAGCAUGUGGUCACGAGCCGAGUCCAACGAUAGUCUCCUCGUCGUCAUGUCAUUCAACGAUGGUGGUGGUGGAGCCAACUCGUCUCGAGUCGAGAACAUCAAUCGUGCUGUGGUGAGGGCUAGCUCCUGAUCGAGCCGCGUGGGACUAUCGGUGGCUUGUGGUACUAUCGUGGUCGAAGCUGCCUUCGUGGUGCUACCAUCCGUGGUCACAGCUUGGAAGGCGGAGGAAUGUAAAUCGUGCGAAAAGUCGGAUGUCAUGGAUAGCAUGGUGGUUGGAACAGAGGAGGUGCGCGGAUGGCUGCGAUGGUGGUUUCGAGUGAACAGAUAGACUUCAGCAAUGAGGCAAAUAGCAAUGUUUCCCAGAUACUACAGAUACACCCAAACGAAGAAUAGAACGGUGGCUGGUAACAUUGGCUGGCCAAUGGGUUGUCUUGGAUGCGCGGAGAGACGAUCGAAUGGUGCUUUGGCCAACCAAGAGCCGAAAAUCCAAUGAACCAGCCUUGAUAAUACCCAAGCCAAAUUACGCGCCGAUGGGACAAGACGGAAAACGUGGGGUACGCAACGAAUCUCUUGCGGGGAAGGCUGUAAUCGCAUGUCGCGGCCAGGGGACAAAUUUGUCGAUUGACUUAUAGCCCUGCAGGAGCCAACGGCAAAAUCGACCAAAGAAAAUUAUGGGCCAGAAGUAAAGUUUUCCGUUCGAUGCCUGGAAGGUCACGCUAGCACGUAAUGAUGUGGGACGUCCACAAAACAGUCGCAGCAACGGUCAAACACAGUUUUAUUGCACGGACUCCCGCAACAGCAGGGCGGGGCCAGCAAAAAGAACCAACAGCAAGAAACAUCAAAGCGCACGAACGCCGAUCACUGCCAGAUACGUCUCCUAUCAUCUGGUUUGUUCCUUCCAUUCAUGCUCUGUCGUCAACGGGAAGAACUGUCGCACAAGAGCCGGUCUCGAGCACAUGCAUGCGUUGCGGAGAAGCCAGCAAGGGCCAGGCUCAGGCAAACGAGAGUGGGAAUUCGGGACAACCUUAGGCAUAAAUGUGCUAGCUAGGAUGUUAUUAAAUUUACGAAACGAAACGAAUCUAAUCGUUGUGGCUCCCAUCUCUUUAGUACAGUAUUUGUUUCGGUCGUUGCACAAAGGCACCCGAUGAGGUGGAGUGUAAAAUGGUUUAGCUCACAUUGUCCACUGGGCUCCACCGGACUCGAGGACUCAGCAGCUGGGAGUCCAUGAAACCAACCAGUUGAUCCGAAUGACACCACUUGCUUUCGCUCCUCUAAUAAGGGCUGGUGAUUCGAAUGGAAGCACCAAUGUUAUGCGAGGCCUGGGUCUUCGAUCGCGAAGGAUUUGUCUGCUGGUCCAGAUCCUUGGCUAACUGGCUGCAUGAAUACUUUGGGGUCCGAAAGACUGACGCCGUUGGUUAGCACAAGCGGUGCAUAGUUUGGUACCACCCCAAGCAGCUAGCUAGCUAGAUUGUUCUUUUUUGCUAUUCCAUAGCUACGGUAUGGACGGGUAGCUCUAGCUAACCAUCUACAUCAGAUAGAAGUAACUAAGUGAGUCGACUUUUUUUUGAGGAGAGAGAAAGGUUUCAUUGUUGGGUUUUGGGGCUAGGCGACGACAAAACAAGGUGACUCGGCUCGGCUCGGUUCCCUUCUGAAGCAAAUGCUACUGUUGGAUUCCAAA